Helianthus annuus (common sunflower) is the source of this 1672-nucleotide messenger RNA. RefSeq lists its product as uncharacterized. The transcript is spliced from 3 exons. The record is from RefSeq and is a predicted model, not a curated record. Bases 601 to 1584 code for a protein of 327 amino acids. Lineage: Eukaryota; Viridiplantae; Streptophyta; Magnoliopsida; Asterales; Asteraceae.
UAAUAAUUUCUUGUUUUACCCCACUGUUUGGUGUGGAUCAGAUCUCCAUAUCCUCAUUAUUAUAUUACAACCUGCAACUCUCAAUAUCAAUGGCUCCUUUCAAGGUUUUAUUCUCUGCACUUUUGUUACUUUCAUGCUUAAAAAAAGUUCAAGAAUCUAUACCUGAUUAAACCCUUUUGUGAUAUUGGUAUACACGUUCAUUUUGUUUACGCAUUUGAGGUGUUUGGGUAGUUUUGUUUCUCUGAGACAUUUUAUCGAACACCUUACCUGCAAGUUGAAGUAUGCUUCAGAAAGCUAAUAUUAUGAAAGCUGAUUGUAUGUUUCUAUGAGUAGUUUUAGCGAACAGCUUACCUGCGAGUGUGUGGAAGCUAUUGCUAUGAAAGAUCAGCGUAUGUUUCUCUGAGAUAUUUUAUCAAACACCUUAUCUGCAUGUGUUAUACUUGCAUUUUUUAAUGGGUCUUGUUGUUCUUCAUGCUUCACUUCAGUUUCACAUGUUUUAGUAAACUGUACACUUAGAUCUGUGUGAUUCCCCAUUGAACAUUAGAGUUUACUGUCACAAUCUAUCAAUCUUUGAUCUAAAAAGCUAGUGAUUUGACCAAAAUGAGGUCAAUAGAAGAUAAGGGUUGUUUAAAUCAUGUCUCUCACGAGACGUCCGGUGGCGGCGGCAACGGUGGCGGUCACCGCGGCGGCCACCGGACGGCUUUAGGCAAACCGACACCGUCAAAAUGGGACGAUGCCCAAAAAUGGCUAGUCAAGUUAUCGAGAGGCGGCGAAAAGAGUCACUCGAACAGCGAGCCGCGUAAUUCAAACGCCGAUGAUCGAAGAUUAAUAGGUUCGGGUUCGAAACACGAGUAUCCGAGCUGCGAAGAUGAAGACGGAGGUGACGGGAUCAUGGUGCAGUAUACCGGAAUCGAAACAAAACAAGUCAACUGUGAUGAGUCAAUAUGGAGAUCUAAUGAGAGUACAGGAUCAGUUGUUAGAUCAAUAUGUGUUAGAGAUAUGGGAACCGAAAUGACCCCUAUGGCUAGCCAGGAGCCUUCAAGAGCCGCUACACCGGUUCCAGCCACAACCCCGGCUGCACGCAGCCCUAUAGCUUCCGGUUCAUCAACUCCCGUUAGACCAGGUGUGAACCGUGGGCCCACGGUUGAUGUUGGUGGGCCCACGAGGUUUGGUCGAGAUAGGGUGGGUCCCAAUGGUGAAAAUGUGGUUGAUAGUAAGCCGGUAAAUCCUCUGGAAACCCGAGCGAUGGCUUGGGAUGAAGCCGAACGUGCAAAGUACAUGGCAAGGUACAAGCGCGAAGAAGUGAAGAUACAAGCUUGGGAGAAUCAUGAAAAGCGGAAAGCCGAAAUGGAAAUGAAAAGAAUGGAGGCCAAGGCGGAAAGAAUGAAAUCUCGGGCACAAGAAAGGUAUACAAACAAACUUGCAUCAACGCGAAGGAUUGCUGAGGAAAAACGAGCAAAAGCCGAGGUGAAUCUGAACGAACAAGCGGUAAAAACAUCUGAAAAAGCGGAUUACAUAAGAAGAACAGGGCACCUUCCAUCUUCUUUCUCAUUUAAACUUCCUUCUACUUCUCGGUGCUGGUAAUUAACAUAGCAAGUGUAUUCAGAUCACUUUGUUGUAUCUUUAAGAAUUCAAGAUUUUAUAUUUUUAUGGACUAUUUUUUUUUUUUUUU